Striga asiatica is the source of this 1678-nucleotide messenger RNA. NCBI's taxonomy places the organism in Eukaryota, Viridiplantae, Streptophyta, Magnoliopsida, Lamiales, Orobanchaceae. The record is from the annotation of a GenBank genome assembly.
CGCCCCAAACAAUCCUACUGCACCAAAUUUGCAAUCUCCUCUCGUUUUUGCGUCUUCUGACUUAUAAUUUCAGACCUAUUCUCAGUUUGCUCAUAAUUUCUCACCUUUCAUCUAAUUCGCAAUUCCUCAUCAUUCUCGCGGUGAAGUUGAUAUGUCACGAAGAAAUCAAGUUCCUCAUGACACUUUUGAUCACCGAUAUGGUUAUCGACUGGAACAACCUGUUUCUCGAGGUCAUAUGGCCCGUCCCUUGCCUCCCCAUCCCGCCCUACUAGAGGAAGAGCUUGAAAUACGUCACGUUGAACUCCGCAGGCUUUUGGGUGAUAACCGGAGGAUGGUUGAGGAUCGAGUUACUUUAGAACGAGAGUUAGCUGCCGCAAAGGAAGAGUUGCGCCGAAUGAAUAUUGCCAUUGGUGAUAUGCGUGCCGAACAAGAACUCCAGUCUAGGGAGCUUAUUGAGAGGGGUCGGAAGUUGGAGGCUGACAUUCAUGCGACUGAGCCUCUUAAAAAUGAGGCUGCAAAACUUAGAACAGAGAUUCGGAGAUUGAAUGCAGUGAGGCAGGAUCUAUUGGGUCAGGCUCAGGCCCUCUCUGAAGAACUUGCGAAGCUGAGGUCUGAUAACCAGCAGAUUCCUGUCCUGGGGUCUGAGAUUGAUGGGCUGCAUCAGGAGCUUUUGCGAGCUAGAAGUGCCAUUGAUUAUGAAAAGAAGGCAAAUGUGGAGCUGUUGGAACAAAGACAGGCGAUGGAGAAGAACUUGGUGAGCAUGGCUCGUGAAGUUGAAAAGCUUCGUUCUGAGCUUGCUGUUUCUGGUGCUAGAACAUUGAAUGCAGGUGGACCAUAUGGUUUGAAGUUCAGCAAUCCUGAUGCUACCUACCCUGCCCCUUAUGAUGGAUAUGGGAUUCACCAGGGUGCUCUUGAGAAAGGUUCUAUGUAUGGUUCAAGUUCUACAUCAUGGGGAGGACAUGAAAAGACAAAGAGGAGUCGUCGUUGAUGUAUGUGUAGAUUAUGCACUAGACCAUAUAGGGCACACCUUGCGAGUCUUGUUUGUCUGCUGCCCAGUAGGGUGAAGGGCAAGACCGUGUGAUUAUGUGCGUAUUACACCCUACUGGAAAGCGUUUACCAAUUUUGGCAGAGGUAAAAUGAGUGGAUCAGGUAACAGUAUUUCUGAAUCUAGGUUUUUCCAAUAUUAUAGGGGUGCGGAGCUCAAUAGGAUUGUUUGAAUUUACGGUUUUCGAGAUCCAAAGGCUUCUGUUUUUCAAAAUAUAAAUCCUCUGGUUCAGUCAGUAGAUAUUUUAUCUGGAAUUUGACAGAAGUUCAAGAGAAUUAUAACCCUCACAAGUCACAAUAGAAGAUUAUGUCAUUAAACUGCCUGUGAGCUUUCUAUUUUUAUGACACGAUCAUAUUGAUGAUUAGGAUUUAACAGUAGGAACAAAUAUGAAUGAGCAUUUAUAAUUUUGAAAGAUACAUCUCUCUCUCUCUAUGAUGAAGAAUGUUUUGACCCUGUUAUCAAUUUUUAUUUGUCUGUGUACUCAGUUUCGGAUCCAACAUCCUUUCAACAGUCUUAGCGUUCUUUUUCUUGGAAUUGGUUUACAUUUUAUGGUCAAUUGUGUUAUUUACGCUGUUGCACUUGUGUGUGUGUCUGUGCCUGUGUUAGUGAAAGCUUCUUCUAUAUCAUGUUUCU